AUGGAAGAUUCUAAUUCCUAUGUUACACCUUUGAAGAGAUCCUAUGUUACUCCUUUGAAGAGAGUAUCUAGUGCUCAUAUAUCUCCCCUUGAAGCUCUUCCUCAUGAUAUUCUGUUACGUGUUUUGCGUGGUGUUGACCAUGAUGAUUUGGAACAACUUUUUUAUGUGUCUAGAACAAUUAGAGAAGCGUCACUAGAUGUGGAGGAAUUACAUUUUAAUUUUAGCACACCAACAAAUCAUCACAUUAAAGUUGAAAGUCCAAAAACACCAUUCAUCGUGAAACAACCAAGAGAGGAAGAGUCAAAGUUCAAUUUGGAGGAUUUCACCAAAAAAAGAAAAAAAAUCAAUGUGAAGGAUAUCUCAACGGUAUUGUUUUGUGCCACAAGUUGA
Messenger RNA from Trifolium pratense (red clover), 390 nucleotides. Its product is annotated as F-box protein At1g61340-like. Gene Ontology annotation, molecular function: protein binding. The coding region runs from base 1 to 390 and encodes 129 amino acids. The transcript is spliced from 3 exons. The record is from RefSeq and is a predicted model, not a curated record. Lineage: Eukaryota; Viridiplantae; Streptophyta; Magnoliopsida; Fabales; Fabaceae.